This is a messenger RNA of Dendronephthya gigantea, 762 nucleotides long. Its product is annotated as calmodulin-like. The coding region runs from base 115 to 552 and encodes 145 amino acids. Gene Ontology annotation, molecular function: calcium ion binding. The record is from RefSeq and is a predicted model, not a curated record. The transcript has 5 exons. Lineage: Eukaryota; Metazoa; Cnidaria; Anthozoa; Malacalcyonacea; Nephtheidae.
GACCGGUAACUACGUUCAGUCGGCUUGCACUUUGACAGUUCAGGCAGAGCAACCAUCACUGUGGCAUAACGCUUAGCAGUCUGUACCAAACUUGCACCACUGUCGACCGACAAAAUGAGUUACAACAUUACAGACGAGCAGAAAGAUGAAUUCAAAGAGGUUUUUAAAAUGUUUGAUGUGGAUGGAGAUGGAACUGUGUCCACAGAAGAACUAAAGGAUGUCAUGGCAAAAUUGGGACAAAAUCCCUCGGAGAAGGAACUGACAGAUAUGAUCAACGAGGUCGACGAGGAUGGUUCUGGUGCAGUGGAUUUUGACGAGUUCUGUCAGAUGAUGGCAAAACAGCUCGUCACAGCGUUAAAAGAGGAACUUAAGGAGGCUUUGAAGACAUUUAGUCCAGGUGGAUCAAUUUCUGCUGGCGAAUGGAAGAAAAUCCUGAACAGUCUUGCUGAGAAAAUGUCAAAUGAUGAAUUGGAUAGCCUUUUGAAAACUGCUGAUAAAGGCGGACGAGGAAAUAUCAAGAAUGACGAUAUGGUCGGUGCUCUGUUUGGUUGAAAUUGAAAGCUUCAAUUGCCGUAACUCUCCUUAGAUUGUAUUGAGAACAUUUCAAAGGUUUUGCGUUCAACUUUUAGAUAAAAUAUAAUAAACAAUUCUAUUAUUACGAGCGUGAACGCAGCACCCGAGUUAGACAUUCAUGUAUUUUAAACUUUAUAAAUAAAUGAAGAUUCCAUUUAAGUAUAAUAGUGAAUAAAAUUUUGAACUUUA